AAAAUGCCGCGUUGAUCUGUUCAUGUCAACGGUUGAAUCGAAUCAAAUAAAUCUUUACGUAAAACAAAGUAUCGACAGUUUCUUCCACCCAGCGUAGUGUCGCCCACUAUCUUGCGGGAGUAAUCUGGGAAUGGAUACCGUUGGUGUGUGAUAAUCUAAUUAUUCAUAUGGUUGAGGUUGUCACCGUUCGUUAUGCGUUUGGUUCGUUUUUUGCAGAUAAUUGCAUUGGUUUUUCUAUUUAAAAGCACACACUUCUUUCCCGAAACGAUAUGUAACUGGGCGUAGCAAUCACAAUACUUUACUUAACUGUUUGUGCUGGUUGCAACUAACGUGUGGUCCGGUGCAUCGCGUGUCACGAUUUGUUUACACAUGAACCUCCCUUGGCUCCCGAAAUUUUUGUAUCGAAUGUGUGUGCAAAUAGCUUUUUGGUAUCCACCGAGGGGAAAUGCCAAGCAAUGAGGUUAAAAAGAGAACUUUUUUUUAAGGAGAGGGUAACAGAAAGGAUUGCUUCAAAAGCCAAAUAUGACUCGAUGUGUCUCAAGAAGAGGCUUCUUUCCCCCUACUCCCCUGGUUGAAAGCCGGCCGAUUUUCAUUUGUACGUGCCCACCACAUACGGACACCCGGCCACUGUGCGCUAUAACUAUAAAACCGCCGAGUUUCCAGCACAGUAGCAUCAUUCGUCGGUGUUCUGCAGUAAGACACAGGUCGAAUUUUAACCGAACCGUGUAGUAUCAGCAGCAUCAAGUGAACGAAAAACGUGUCUCUUAGUGUUUAUAUCGUAGUGAUCUCGACAGUUUACUUGGGUACUUACAGUUGAAUUACCUCCCAUCUCCCCAUUCAACCGUAAAUCAUAAUGAAGUCUUUCAUUGUGCUGUCUAUGGCGUUGGCGCUCGUUGCCGGAGCCACUGUCGAAGGUGGAAAAGUCAAGCGAGGUGCUUGGGACUUUGGUUCGGGUCAUGAAUCUUCCUUCAGCAGCGGUGAUUUUGGUGGGCAUGAUUUCGGUGGUCACAAGGAGGAGGUGAAACAUGUGACGAUCGUGAAGAAGGUACCAGUACCCUACCCAGUGGAGGUGACGAAACACGUGCCGGUAGAGGUUAAGGUUCCGUACCCCGUUGAGGUUGAGAAAAAGGUACCGGUCAUUGUGGAGAAGAAGGUGCCAGUUGUGGUUGAGAAGAAGGUACACAUUGAUCGUCCCGUGCCGUACCCGGUGAAGGUACCGGUAAAGGUGCCAGUCAUCCACAAGGAGUACGUCGAGGUGCCGAAACCAUACCCGGUCCAUAUUGAGAAGCCGAUACCGGUCUACAUUAAGAAGCCGGUGUACAUCGAAAAGACUGUUCCCGUGUCGAUCCACAUCAAAAAGAAGUCCCACUGGCACUAGGAGGUUCCCUUUUUUUUUGGGUGGUUAAGUUUUGUAAAUAAAUAGACUCACUAGAGACAGAUCGUGCAUGUCUGCUGAUAGACAUGGAAAAAUAUUUAAUUGCCUUUUUUGUAUUGCUUUUUGAGAAUGUUCAAAGAUGAUAUUAAUCAUCAUCAUCAUAAGAAAAAUAGUUUUAAAAAAUUAAGAAAAGUAAGGAAAGUUCGAGCUUUUCUUUGGAUACAUUUAUGUCAACUGAAUAAUAUUUAAAACAGUAGUAUUUUUUGCACCUAUUUCUGAGUAAUAAUCUAGGAAGGACAUUCCAUAGGGAAAGUAUUACAUAACAGAAAAAAGUCUCUUUGAAAGCCGUAUUCGGUUUGUUAUCGAACUGUUUAUUCAUACCAUACCGGCAUCGUUCCUCCGUUAGUGUAAACUUAGUAGCAUUUGUUGACCAUUUGCCAGUAAUAAUUUAUGCCGGUUGCCUCUGAUUGACUUUAAAUUUACAAUCCGUUGUAGGCUGGCCAUUAACCUGUCAAAUACCGACUAAAAACGCUCCCAUGUGCGAGAUAAUAACGUUCGAUCAUGUAAUAAUUACACACGGCCGGAGUAUCUGGUCACCUUUUCGGGUCAUCAGGCCAUUAGAUCGAGUGUGGAUGAAAGUGAAAAGUGUACGAGCAUCGCAACAAUUCUCCGCGGCGACGGUUACACGCUUCAUCUGAUCGCGUCCAUCGCAGCUAGAUCAGUAUUUGCGCAAUCCUCAGGUUGCAUUUAGACGACGAGAUGCUGCAACUCACGCUUUGCUUCUGUAUCUGCACAUUGGGCAAAUAAAGUACAAAGGAUGACGUUAAAAUUUAUGUUAAAAAUAUUACAAUGCAGUUUAAUGUAACAUAGAUGUUGC
Molecule: messenger RNA, 2252 nt
Organism: Anopheles funestus (African malaria mosquito)
Lineage: Eukaryota; Metazoa; Arthropoda; Insecta; Diptera; Culicidae
Product: zinc finger protein 512B-like
Exons: 2
Coding region: 854-1378 (174 amino acids)
Source: RefSeq, a predicted model, not a curated record